Molecule: messenger RNA, 2128 nt
Organism: Mizuhopecten yessoensis (Yesso scallop)
Lineage: Eukaryota; Metazoa; Mollusca; Bivalvia; Pectinida; Pectinidae
Product: ABC transporter F family member 4-like
Exons: 8
Coding region: 36-1928 (630 amino acids)
Source: RefSeq, a predicted model, not a curated record
CUCCAAAACUGACCAUCGGAUCCCAUGCUAUCAUCAUGAAGGGUGUGUGUACAUUUCUUCUCCUUUUCGGGCUGGUCAUCGGGAGUCUGGCCAACAGUAAAAGUCAACUGAAACACGCUUUGGAACUAGUUGCAGAUAAAGCAAGAUUAGAAAAAGAGCUGCAAGGUGUAACAGUGCAGGAAAUCCGUGACAAAACUAAGCGACUGAAUGAUGACUUUACCGAUGCUUUGGGUCUGGCCAAACAAAUUGCUGAACUUAACGGUAUCCUGGAUGAAUCGAUGAUCCUCAAACCAGAGUUUGAAUCAUUAUCAGCACAAAUCGAAUCAAUAUUUUUUGAUGUCGAGAUGGAUGUUAACAAACUGCCAGACAUCGUCGACGACAUAGAUGACUGGACAUUCCUUGACCAGUGUGUAGAAGAUGCCUAUAAAACAGACUUCAACGAGAUCACAGACACAAGGGAGUUUCUUAACGAGGUUUUCCGCCAGAUCUACGUUUGCCAAGUAUCCGGACUGCAGUUUGCCGUCGACCUCACCGACUUCAAGAGCCUUCCCGACGAAAAAGUGACGAAGCAAUUGGCUGGACAGACGCUGGUUCUCCUGGAAGCCGCCGUAGUCGAGAUGGCUCAUCUUCUUAAAUUUCAAGACAAUUUUGUGGUCGGUGUUUUAAAAGACUACGGCACAAGUACUCACAACGAAUUGGUACAUGAUUUGAUAGGACUCGAGCCAUCUCCGUCACCAUCCCCAUCAAACCCACCUAAUGGCUCAGUUGUAAAGAAAGGAAGAGGGGAAGGUAAAUCUACUUCGCCUAAGCCACGUGGAGGAACCAGUCCAUCGCCGAGUGACAUAGAAGAUAAGAACGAUAAACGUGGUAGCAAAAAGGUAGGGAAGAACGGAGGGAAGAAAGGAGACACGGAAGGUAAACCAAUUUCACCUAAGCCACCUCGAGGAACCAGUCAAUCGCCGAACGACAUAGAAGAAGAGGACAAUGAAGAAAGAGGUCUGUUAUUCCGCAUUUUAAAUAUUCUCCGUGGUACCAAAAAGGCAGGGAAGAAAGGAGGGAAGAAAGGAGAUACGGAAGGUAAACCAACUUCACCUAAGCCACCUCGAGGAACUAGUCCAUCGCCGAGUGACGUAGAUGAUGAGGACGAUAAACGUGGAAGCAGAAAGGCAGGGAAGAAAGGAGGGAGGAAAGGAGAUAUGGAAGGUAAACCAGCUUCACCUAAGCCACGUGGAGGAACUAGUCCAUCGCCGAGUGACGUAGAUGAUGAGGACGAUAAACGUGGAAGCAGAAAGGCAGGGAAGAAAGGAGGGAGGAAAGGAGAUAUGGAAGGUAAACCAGCUUCACCUAAGCCACCUCGAGGAACUAGUCCAUCCCCGAGUGACAUAGAAGAUGAGGACGAUAAACUUGGAAGCAAAAAGGCAGGGAAGAAAGGAGGGAAGAAAGGAGAUAUGGAAGGUAAACCAACUUCACCUAAGCCACCUCGAGGAACCAGUCAAUCGCCGAGUGACAUAGAAGAUGAGGACCAUGAAGAAAGAGGUUUGUUAUUACGCAUUUUAAAUGUCCUCCGUGGUAGCAAAAAGGCAGGGAAGAAAGGAGGGAAGAAAGGAGAUAUGGAAGGUAAACCAGCUUCACCUAAGCCACCUCGAGGAACUAGUCCAUCCCCGAGUGACAUAAAAGAUGAGGACGAUAAACUUGGAAGCAAAAAGGCAGGGAAGAAAGGAGGGAAGAAAGGAGAUAUGAAAGGUAAACCUACUUCUCCUAAGCCACCUCGAGGAACUAGUCCAUCGCCGAGUGACAUAGAAGAUGAGGACGAGGAAGACAAACGUGGAAGCAAAAGGGCGGGAAAGUCGUUAAAAAUAGAAAUCGAUGGCUUUCUUGACAAAGUAAAAUCACAUAUGAAAAGACGGUUCGGAAAAAACAAAGGGUAAAGUACAUGGAUGUAGUUCACUUAAAACAUAACAUAAAUCAGUAGCAUCAGGAAAAACCAUGCAAAAAUCUGUUUCUUUAUUCUCAUAUAUCAUGAUAUAUUUUUUCUGAGUAUUUUUCAUCAUAGACAUAGAAUGUUGCUUUAUACAGAGGUAUCUUGAAAUUUCUUCUCUUAUUCUCAUUAAAAUAUUGCAAGUUAAUA